Molecule: messenger RNA, 3796 nt
Organism: Haliotis rubra (blacklip abalone)
Lineage: Eukaryota; Metazoa; Mollusca; Gastropoda; Lepetellida; Haliotidae
Product: G-protein coupled receptor dmsr-1-like
Exons: 2
Coding region: 758-1837 (359 amino acids)
Biological process (GO): G protein-coupled receptor signaling pathway
Cellular component (GO): membrane
Molecular function (GO): G protein-coupled peptide receptor activity
Source: RefSeq, a predicted model, not a curated record
UAGCGGCACGAGAGGUACGCUCUCACUGACACGGUAGCGUCAAUACAAGUCCGGUAUUGAUGCGGUGAAUACGUGGAGAUGAAUCAACACCAUAGCUGGGUACCUUUCACCAUCGGCUUCUCGAGACUAUAUAUGGAGUAACUACCAUCGAUGCUACCAGUGGUUUUCCCCCAGGGUAAAGGGAUGAAAAAGCUGGACCUAAGAUAUUUCCGGCUGUUUUCUGUCACGUUGGUUUAUUAAUGAGGAGGAGUGUGGACUUCGAGAAGUUAUCAGUUCACCAACUGGUUUCCGGAAAGAGUUGGCAUAUGUCAUUGAAUCAUGCACGAGUGUGAUUAGAUAAUAUCUCGAGAACCCUAAUUGUCCGUCUUAAUCGAAAAGUGACAAUUCUGUCCAUCAUUCGUCAAACAUAUUUCUGUAUCAUCGUUGAGUAUAGUUAUACUCUGAACUGACCUCGUAAAGUACAUCGUAGGACGUACACAGGUAGUCCAGCUUUAAAGUCACCACACUGCAAUAAGUGAAUGUCCAUGGCUCCUGCCGUUUGAAGAAAACAGCCAGACUUUUGUACUGUGAGAAAAUCCUUAAACUGCCACAUGAGUGGACAUAUGGUGGCCUACUUGGGAUCACCCCACCAACCAUCAUAGACCACAAGCCAUUGAUUGUGAACUUGCCGGUACGUCAACAUGCACAAGGCGUCUCAGAGAGACAUUGAAGGUACCUUGAGAACAACAUAAGAUGCCAAGACAGCGACAGGGUCAAGAUGGCGGGACAACCUGACAUCAACGAAGAUCUAGAGAGACUCUCUACAGCUUAUGGCCGUUACCAUGGAUACGCCAGCCUAUGUGUCUGUUUUUCUGGCAUCAUUACGAACAUCUUCAACAUCACCGUACUUACACGUAAGCACAUGCGAACACCGGUCAACACCAUCCUGACCGGUCUGGCAAUAGCCGACAUCAUCACAAUGUCCUCUUACGUGCCUUUUGCUAUACACUUCUACUGUAUAUACCCAACAAGUUCCAGCACACCGGAGAAAAACAGCAUUCAUUGGAUGACUUUUCUGUUGUUUCAUAUCAACCUGACCAAUGUGACGCAUACCAUUUCAAUAUGGUUGUGUGUUAGUCUCUCUAUCGUCAGAUAUAUACAUAUCCGAUCACCUAGUGGAGCAAGCGCCGCUCGGGUGCGGAGAAUCAACCAAUCCAAAUAUUUAGUACUUGCAGUCUACAUGACGUCUACAAUCGUCAUGAUUCCAAACUACCUGACUAAUGAGAUGAAGGAAAGUAUAAUCUCACACAACGAAACCAAUAGUACGAUCUUUGUUCUGAAAAGCCUACGACUUGGCAGCAACGAUACGGAGCCGCUUGUGUUGGUCAACGUUUGGAUGUACGCUGUGUUAGCUAAGCUUGUGCCAUGUCUACUAAUGUCCAUAUUUGGAGGCCUUCUUUUAUACCAAAUGCAUUCAAAAAUAAGAUUACGGAAAAGCUUCCUGAAGUUCUCGGGUUCAAGCCAUAUCAAACUUCAAGAACAUUCCCGAACCACGAAAAUGUUGAUAUCGGUCAUAGUACUGUUCCUCGUUACAGAGUUGCCCCAAGGGGUCCUCAUCAUCCUCAGUGCUACAAAGAUGUCUUUUUUCGAGACUGUGUACCUGCCCCUUGGGGAUGUUAUGGACAUUGUAGCCCUUAUAAAUAACUCCAUUAAUUUUGUGCUGUAUUGUUCUAUGAGUACCAAAUUUCGUGAAACAUUCCUGCGGUUAUACUGCGGUUGUACAGUACAGAAGCAAGCCAGAAAUGGACAUGCCUUGCGGGAAAAAGCAGACACAUAUACUAACAAUAAUCAGUUAUGACGUAGCCAUUUCAUGCUACUGUGCAAUAUGUGUGUGUGCCUUUGUGGAAUGUCUUGUAAUAUAACUUAAAUCAUGGACAUAUGUGUUAUAAUGUAAGCGAUGUGACAUGAUGUGGUUGUAAUUAGCAACUGUCAGUGGAUUUCGCACCCAGUACAUUGUCCAAAGAAACGAAGAGGAAUAUAAUUACUGCAUGCUGCCUUUGGACAAUACCUAAUAAGACCACAGGGAACUGACUGACAUGUACUUCCUGGAAUUAUGUCUAAUGGUGUUUUGAACAUUUUAUCCAGGAUUCAGCGAUUACAGUUUAGAAUAACGUUCAAGAAAUUGUAUCUGCUGAGGAAAACAUAGAUUACUCAACUAGCUGUUGGCCAAAGCAGUCAUUUCCGAGACAUGUUUUUCAAACUUUUGACCGUAAGCCCACAGUGGACUGAUAGUUCAAAUUUUCAAUAUAUAUGUUAUUUCGUUCCUAUAAUUGUAUAAUGAAGAAAUUGUUAUAUUUAUUUAUGUGGCCUGCAAAGCGUUUACAUAAUCAGCAGUUCAUACUCCAGUGCCUCGCAAGAGUACAUAUAAUAACUGAUCAUUGUUUGAGAAGAACUCGUACAGGUCACUUUAGGAGGGGAUUUUGUUAUCAAACUAGUUAACAGCUGCAGUAUGUAGAUGCAUUUGACUGUAUUUUCAUGACUGGCAAACUAGUUUUGUCACGUCUGUCGAUAUUCCGCAACGGGUACGGGAUUCAUUUUCGUAAUUGACUGAAAUUAAAAGCUGUAAUUUUCUUAAAAGCUAAUGUGAAAUAUUUUUGUUGUAAAUGAAGUAGUUAUGUUGUUUCAUGUUAUGCCUUCAGUCAUGACCUGCUCAUUUCAUUAUGUUUGUAACCAAUUCCACUUCUACAGGAAAUAAUACUGACACUGGUUGUGGCGGUAGAAACAAAGCGCUACAGUUAGCCUCUUGGUACGUCCUUGAUACUUUGUAAUUAGCUGGUGUUACUCUUUCGACCAGUGUGGAUAUAUUUUGUACCAGUUUUCCAAACAUAGGUUGGUCAUAUUUUUUUAUUAAUGAAAAAAGCAUCUCCCCACAUAAUGAACGAUGAGGUUUUUGAGAUAACGUCGCAGAUUGACAUCGACCACGUCUUCCUGUAUCCUGUUCAACCUAUUGACGUUGCUCAAUCCAUCAAUCACUAUUUUCUUUGGUUUCUUAGUAUCUACAGACCGAAGGGCAUGAUGCAGGGAGACCAAGAUUCAUCCAUUGUCAGUGUUAGUGUGAAAUGGUCGUGGGAUCAAGGUCUUCCCGACUGGUAAACGUCAGAGACUGAUGUUACGUUGACUGAACGAUUGAACUUACAGCAACGUGAUGCUCGCUAAUGUUCACUUUAGUCAUAUUAUCACUUAAUAAGUCAUAUUAUCACUUAAUAAGUCAUAUUAUCACUUAAGAAGUCAUAUUAUCACAUAGAAGUUACAUAACCUCUUUAGAAGCCAUAUUAUCAACCGGGGUUAACUCAGGGUUUAUUCAGGCAUUGUUAGCUAUGCUGCAAAUAUAUUUCUUAUCCUUAACGCUCAUGCCGAGGAUCAACUGCCGAAGUAAGACAGAUCCACCCAAACCGACAGCAUCUAAGAUCCUUCUGAAAAAAAACAUUUAUUGUGCUAAUGUGUCGGUGAAGGUCAUAUAUUAUACAUUGAGAACUGGUGAAACAGAGGUUCAACCGCUUUGUACAGUGGGUGCUAUACGUCCAACAUUCAACAUUCAAAGCGUAUUGACUUGUCAGUGCAUUUGAGUGAAUGACGAAAUGAGCGAUUAAUACUAUCACUUUGUAUAUUAUACUUUACUGUCGUCACUUCCGCAUCAUUGUUGAGUUGCUAUCACAAGUGUGUCUUGCUUAAAUGCUUGAAUAUGAACAAUUUUUUCACACGUUCUCUACCACCACCAGAUUAUGUUGUACAAUGUAUUAAACAAUCUGCAAUCAUU